This is a messenger RNA of Peromyscus leucopus (white-footed mouse), 7414 nucleotides long. It is a transcript of the gene Pitpnm2, whose product is annotated as phosphatidylinositol transfer protein membrane associated 2. The transcript is spliced from 26 exons. Gene Ontology annotation, biological process: phospholipid transport. Gene Ontology annotation, cellular component: cytoplasm. The record is from RefSeq and is a predicted model, not a curated record. Gene Ontology annotation, molecular function: phosphatidylinositol binding; metal ion binding; phosphatidylcholine intramembrane carrier activity. The coding region runs from base 681 to 4850 and encodes 1389 amino acids. Lineage: Eukaryota; Metazoa; Chordata; Mammalia; Rodentia; Cricetidae.
CAAACCUAAGAGAAGGAAAGCUGUCUGGCCUCCCUCUUCGUUGGGGUGGCGGUAGUGGAGGGCUGUUUUCGCCCACCGUCCAGCCAUGCCCCACCCUGCCUUGGUGCACAGGCCAAGGCCUGUUUGGGGAGGUUGCCACAGCAGAACUGUGGGAUUGGCUCUGCUGACGCCUUCCCCUGGCAUAUGGCUCCUCCGCCCGCCUUGAGCUCUGCCAGCGGCUCCCCUUUCUCCAUGGCAACUUAGCUCAGUGGUCCCAGUGGAGGAGAGAGAAUCAAUUCUCCCUCCUUCCCGCCCUCCCGCUCCACUCCCCACCCCUUCCUCUCCCGCUUGCCUCCCUCUUUGCCUCGCUGUCCCUCCUGGUGGCUCCUCAUGCAGCCAGGGGACUGUGUGCUGCCACUUCCAGCCGGGAGCUGUCCGUAGCGCUGCAGGCUGGGGGCGGCUCUCUGAGACCUGCUGCACAUGGGCAGCCAGCAGAGUCUACAGGAUGGGCUGCUGAACGGGGCCCCAGCCAGCUCCUGCUGCGUGAGGCCGGCCCUGGUACUUUGUGCCCCCUCCCUUACCUCACGUUGGCUUCCUGAAAGGGUCCUCAGUGAAUUCUGUCAUGGUUAUUUAAGGAAUCUUGCCUAGGAAGUCCCCACAAGCACGCAGUUCCCUGCCGCCGGGAAGGCGUGGACUCCAAGAUGAUCAUAAAGGAAUACCGGAUUCCCCUGCCAAUGACCGUGGAGGAAUACCGCAUCGCCCAGCUGUACAUGAUACAGAAGAAAAGUCGCAAUGAGACCCACGGACAAGGCAGUGGCGUGGAGAUCCUGGAGAACCGGCCCUACACGGACGGCCCUGGUGGCUCUGGGCAGUACACCCACAAGGUGUAUCAUGUGGGCAUGCACAUCCCUGGCUGGUUCCGCUCCAUCUUGCCCAAGGCAGCUUUGCGGGUGGUGGAGGAGUCCUGGAACGCCUACCCCUACACCCGAACCAGGUUCACCUGUCCCUUUGUGGAGAAGUUCUCCAUUGACAUUGAAACCUUUUAUAAGACUGAUACUGGGGAAAACAAUAAUGUGUUCAGUCUGACUCCUGUGGAAAAGAACCAGCUGAUAACAGACAUCAUCGACAUCGUCAAGGAUCCUGUACCUCCCAAUGAGUAUAAGACAGAAGAAGACCCCAAGAUAUUCCAGUCGGUCAAGACUCGCCGGGGGCCGCUGUCUGACAACUGGAUCCAGGAGUACAAGAAGCGGCUCCUCCCCAUCAUGUGCGCCUACAAGCUCUGCAAGGUGGAGUUCCGUUACUGGGGCAUGCAGUCCAAGAUUGAGAGAUUCAUCCAUGACACAGGCCUGCGGCGGGUGAUGGUGCGGGCUCACCAGCAGGCCUGGUGCUGGCAGGAUGAGUGGUAUGGGCUGAGCAUGGAGAACAUCCGAGAACUGGAAAGAGAAGUGCAGCUCAUGCUGUCCCGAAAGAUGGCCCAGUUUGCGGAGGAUGGAGGAGCACUGGAGCUCUGCAAGGAGAGCACUGUUCAGGAGCAGGCAUCCGGAGCCCCCUGUGAGCCCAGCAGCAGCAAUGGGGAGUCCCGGGGGCGGGGCCUGAAGAAGCAGUGGUCCACCUCCUCCAAGUCCUCACGGUCCUCCAAGCGGGGAGCCAGCCCCUCCCGACACAGCAUCUCAGAGUGGAGAAUGCAGAGCAUCGCCAGGGACUCGGAUGAGGGCUCAGAAGAAGAGUUCUUUGAUGCACAAGAGGACCCGUACAAAGAGGAAGGAUUCCCCAAGGACAUCACGAAGUGGAACUCCAAUGACCUCAUGGACAAAAUGGAGAAUCCCGAGCCUGAGGACCAACAGGAUGGUCUGUACCACCAGAGUGACCCCGAGUUCAGGGUGGCCUCCAGUGUGGAGCAGCUGAACAUCAUCGAGGAUGAGGUGAGCCAGCCACUAGCCGCGCCACCCUCCAAGAUUCACGUGCUGCUGCUGGUGCUGCAUGGAGGCACCAUCCUGGACACUGGAGCUGGGGACCCCAGCUCCAAGCAGGGCGACACCAAUACCAUCACCAAUGUGUUCGACACCGUCAUGCGUGUGCACUACCCCAGUGCUCUAGGCCACCUAGCCAUCCGCCUGGUGCCCUGCCCGCCCAUCUGUGCGGAAGCCUUCGCCCUUGUCUCCAACCUCAGCCCCUACGGCCACGAUGAGGGCUGUCUGUCUAGCAGCCAGGACCACAUCCCCCUGGCUGCCCUGCCCCUGCUGGCCACCUCUUCACCCCAGUACCAGGAGGCAGUGGCUACAGUGAUUCAGAGGGCCAACCUGGCCUAUGGAGACUUCAUCAAGUCCCAGGAAGGUGUGACCUUCAGUGGACAGGUCUGCCUGAUUGGAGAUUGUGUUGGGGGCAUCCUGGCAUUCGAUGCCUUAUGCUACAGUGGCCAGCCAGUGUCGGAGAGUCAAAGCAGCAGUCGCCGGGGCAGUGUGGUCAGCAUGCAGGACGCUGACCUGCUGUCCCCGGGCAUCCUGGUGAAUGCAGCACACUGCUCCGGUGGCGGUGGCGGUGGCGGUGGCGGUGGCGGUGGCGGAGGCUCCAGCCUGGAGAGCAGUCGGCACCUGAGCCGCAGCAACAUUGACAUCCCCCGCAGCAAUGGCACCGAGGACCCCAGAAGGCAGCUGCCCCGCAAAAGGAGCGAUUCCUCCACCUAUGAGCUGGACACCAUCCAGCAGCACCAGGCCUUUCUGUCCAGCCUCCACGCCAGCGUGCUGAGGAACGAGACCAGCUCGCGCCGCUCAAGCAGUUCCACGAUGCUGGACGGUGCCGGAGCCCUGGGCAAGUUCGACUUCGAGAUCGCCGACCUCUUCCUCUUCGGGUGCCCACUGGGGCUAGUCUUAGCCUUGAGGAAAACGGUCAUCCCCUCCCUGGACGUUUUCCAGCUGCGGCCAGCCUGCCAGCAAGUGUACAACCUCUUCCACCCUGCGGACCCUUCAGCCUCCCGCCUAGAACCGCUGCUGGAGCGGCGCUUCCACACCCUGCCACCCUUCAGCAUCCCCCGAUACCAGCGCUACCCGCUGGGGGACGGCUGCUCCACACUGCUGGUCGAGACCGUGCAGAGAAACCCAGAGUUGGUCUUGGAGGGCGGCCCCCUGGCCCCUCUCCCCCACGGGGACAGCUUCCUGGAGACCAGUGUCCCCGUUCCCGCGCUCACCUGGCAGGACGGGCCCCGCCCGAGCCCGGGCUGUGCUGAGUCGGAUGCACUCCAGACCCACAACACAGUCUUCCAAGAGCACGCCGCCCCCUCGUCGCCUGGCACCGCCCCUACCAGCCGUGGUUUCCGCAGAGCCAGUGAGAUCAGCAUUGCCAGCCAGGUGUCCGGCAUGGCCGAGAACUGCACAGCAUCCGGCAUUGCCCAGAAGGGUUCCUCGUCGCUCAGCCACACCCCCAGCGUCAGGCGCCUAUCCUUGCUCGCCCUGCCCCCCCCAUCCCCUACCACCCAGGGUCCCCGUGCCAGGGCGAGGCAGGUGAGCCCCAACCUGGAGAGGUUCCCCUGCCUCCCUGACUUGGACAUCGGAGAAGUCGCCGCCAAGUGGUGGGGCCAGAAGCGGAUCGACUACGCCCUGUACUGCCCCGAUGCCCUCACGGCCUUCCCCACAGUGGCCCUGCCCCACCUCUUCCACGCCAGCUACUGGGAGUCCACCGACGUAGUCUCCUUUCUGCUGAGACAGGUCAUGCGUCACGACAGCUCCAGCAUCCUGGAGCUGGACGGCAAGGAGGUGUCGGUGUUCACGCCUUCGCAGCCCAGGGAGAAGUGGCAGCGCAAGAGGACCCACGUGAAGCUGCGGAACGUGACAGCCAACCACCGGAUCAAUGAUGCAGUUGCCAAUGAGGACGGCCCACAGAUCGUGACGGGCCGGUUCAUGUACGGGCCCUUGGACAUGGUCACCCUGACUGGGGAGAAGGUGGAUGUGCACAUCAUGAUGCAGCCACCCUCAGGUGAGUGGCUGUACCUGGACACCCUGGUGACCAACAGCAGUGGGCGGGUCUCCUACACCAUUCCAGAGACACACCGCCUGGGGGUGGGCGUCUACCCCGUCAAGAUGGUGGUCAGGGGAGACCACACAUUUGCCGACAGCUACAUCACCGUGCUGCCCAAGGGCACGGAGUUUGUGGUCUUCAGUAUCGAUGGCUCCUUUGCCGCCAGUGUGUCCAUCAUGGGCAGUGACCCCAAGGUGCGCGCCGGGGCGGUGGACGUGGUGCGACACUGGCAGGACCUGGGCUACCUCAUCAUCUACGUUACUGGCCGGCCCGACAUGCAGAAGCAGCGGGUGGUGGCGUGGCUGGCCCAGCACAACUUCCCUCACGGCGUGGUGUCCUUCUGCGAUGGCCUGGUGCACGACCCGCUGCGGCACAAGGCGAACUUCCUGAAGCUGCUCAUCUCUGAGCUGCACCUGCGCGCGCAUGCGGCCUACGGCUCCACGAAGGACGUGGCCGUCUACAGCUCCAUCAGCCUGUCUCCCAUGCACAUCUACAUCGUCGGCCGGCCCACCAAGAAGCUGCAGCAGCAAUGCCAGUUCAUCACGGAUGGCUAUGCCGCCCACCUGGCCCAGCUCAAGUACAAUCAUCGGGCACGUCCAGCCCGAAACACGGCCACGCGCAUGGCCCUGCGCAAGGGCAGCUUUGGCCUACCUGGCCAGGGAGACUUCCUGCGCUCCCGGAACCACCUGCUCCGCACCAUCUCAGCCCAGCCCAGCGGGCCCAGCCAUCGGCUCGAUCGGACACAGAACCAGAUGGACAGUGAGCAGCGGGGCCAGCGCAGCAUGAGUGUGGCGGCCAGCUGCUGGGGCCGGGCCAUGACAGGCCGGCUGGAACCAGGGGCAGCCGCAGGACCCAAGUAGGACACCGUCAGGAGGCGCUGUGGUCUCCAUGGUGCUAGGCCAGGGCACCGGCCCCACUGGGAGGCCUGGCCUGGGCACACGUAGGUGGCUGGGGACAAGCACAGACAUGGCCUGAGAGCUUGUCCCAGGGCCCCUGGAAGACAUGGCCAUGCCAACACAGUCCCCCCAGCCUUGCCUCAUGCCCUAGGCUCCGAGGAGCCCAGCUGGUCAUGGGUGCUGGCAGGAUGUCCAGCCCAUGAUAGAAGAGGAACCAGGAUGGGCCACCUAGUCCAGCCCGAGAGGCAUUCCUGGACGUCUUGCCCUGUGUUGAUCUCUCAGCCUCCUGGUGCCAGGCGUGGGUCUAAGCCCAGCUUGCCACCUCCUUGUCCACUGGCACCCCUUCCCAUUUGGUAGCAGCUCCAGCGGGGGUCCAGCCUGCUUUCUUGUUGACUCCGGUUCUCAACUGUCCAACCUCACUGGUUUCGCACUGGUCUUUGAGAGUGGAGACCCGUUACCAUCUCUCCUCUGGCUCCAGACAUGUCGACAUGCAUGACACCCAGUACCUGCUGAUCCAGGGCCUGUCGCCACACAGAAUAUUCCAGUGUGGCCAAUCUUCACGCAAGCAGGAGAGAAAGGCUCUAUCUUAAUUUCUGCCACCUGCCCGCUCCGCGGCAGCCCCACGGCAGCCCCACACUGCUGCCCACCCGUCCACCCGCCCCACCCAGAGCUCAGUGCAGUCCCAGGACUGGCGUCCCCCGGGGCCCUGAGCACAGCACAGGUGUGAGGUGAGCAGAGUGUGCAGCGGCCCCUGGCGACCCACGUGGGCAGCUGGGCCUGCUGCAGAAGGCCGGCCUCCGCCUCCACCUCCACCUCCACCUCCCGGCCUGCCAUGGGCUGGGCCCACGCCAUGGCUGCUGCCCACCGCGUUUCUACGCCUUUCUACUUCUCCAUCUGGUUUCUAUAAGGUUUUUUUAACAGGCGAUCCUCGGCUGCUUCCUUUUCUUAACUCGAUGUCAGCGCAGCCUGCUCCAUUAGGAACACCCAGCACUGUGACAGGGUCCCACGCAGUCUGGCCUGUGGGCCCUGCACCUGGUCCACUCGGCAAGGUGUGGGCUUCUCGCCUCACCUGACCCACAAUUCCACCGACUUCCUACUCUGGGGCGGGUGGAGCCUUAGGAUUUCUUAAUGCCAUUCCGUUUAAUGUCUACUCCAAGAAGCCACGGCUUGCUUCGUCAGCGUAAGGGCAGACAGCCAUUUUAUUUCUCCCCAGACAAGGCCAGGUGUCCCGCACGCUGGGUCUGAGGCUGCCUUCCCCGCCGCACUGAGCACAAUUCUGCCCCUUCUUCCUUGCACUGGCUGAGUCCGCCCAGCUCCGGCCAGCGGUCCAGCGACGGGGCUCUGUGCCUGAGGAGCCGCCAAGCCGCACUCAGACUCAGGGCCACGUGGCUAGGCUGAGCAGGUAUACAGGAGACAUGACUUUGCUGUAUAGACACCUACACCACAGGGCAUGUGAUGCCCCUGCCUUGGUGGGCCUAAACAGGAAGAAAGCUAUUUAUUUUGUGCAGAGAAAAAAAAAAGUCUGAGAGGCGAGAGCUUCAUGGCCUCCCCUAAGAUGUAGCUCUGUGGUUUCCGGUGUUGUGUAUAAAGCAGUGAUUACUUUAUGGACCAAGAUUCCAUGGACCUGUCACAGAGAAAGUGCAAUGUCUGCCCCACCCCGAAGGAUGCUGGUCCGACAAUCACUGCCCCACCCGGGGUCCCCGUGGCCAGUGCCUCCUCCCUCAGCCCCCCCGCCUUGCCUCAGCCAUUGGGAGAAGCACCUGGAAGCCUCAGGCCACCUGCAAUAAAGGCCAGGGAGGCCCUGGGGUCGGCAGGCUUGGCCUCUCCCCCGGGCAGCCCCCCGCGGCUCUGAAUGCCCCCGCCUGCCCAGCCGCCAGCCAUGCCAAGGACAACAGCAAUAGUUCCCUGGGGCUCUCCCAGGGCCCUUAGCCAUAGAUGGUGAGCCGGGCAGCCUUCCCCCCAAAACUCGCUCAAGUCUGCUUUCUGCUUCCCGUAAGAUCUCCUUUGGCUCAUUCUCUUGAGGAAGCCCCACUUUUACAGAAACUAAGAGAGGAAGGUCAAAGUCCCUUAAAAAUACCAAAAAAAUGUUUACAGUGUCAGGUGCUGAGCUGCAGGGCUCAGGCCUGGCCAUUCGUAACCAAAGGGUGAGGCAGACCUUGUCGCCUGCCACCCACCCCAGGCCUGUCAGAAUAGAAGCCUUAGUCACUCCCUCCCCACCCACAGUCCCCAGGACUGAGUCUCAAUGCCACCCCGCACCAACCACCUGCCUUCUCCUCCAUUUCUAAAGAAGGAUUCAGCAAAGAACACCCCCACCCCCUUCUGGUUCUGUGUGAGCUGCCCACCACCCUGCCCCAUUACACCUUCACAUCUCGGCCCCUCCCGUGUGUCCUCGUACUAUCUGUUUCUCUGGCCAAUGUGUGAACCCUGUCCCGACCCCACCCAUGCUGUCCCCGCAUCGUCCGGCCUGAGUGUGCUCUCUGUGUACCGUGUCACCGUCUGUUACACCAAUUAAAGAAGCAAGAGGCUUC